Parasteatoda tepidariorum (common house spider) is the source of this 1442-nucleotide messenger RNA. Its product is annotated as nucleosome assembly protein 1-like 4. Gene Ontology annotation, cellular component: nucleus. Gene Ontology annotation, biological process: nucleosome assembly. The record is from RefSeq and is a predicted model, not a curated record. Lineage: Eukaryota; Metazoa; Arthropoda; Arachnida; Araneae; Theridiidae.
UUUUUUGUUUGUUAUUUUAUCAAAAACUAUUUAGGUUUUAUCAUCUGGCAAUCUUUCUUUUCGCUCACAUUUUGCCGCCAUUCGUUGCUUCCACUCGGUCAAUUGUCCGGCAAAUUGUAAGGUUUAAAUAAAAGCUUUGGACAUGGGUGAUCUUAAGGACGGACCAGAUGGCCCUAAAGAGCAGAAUGAGCCAGAAAAAUGUGAAGCUGUUAAAAUAGAAGCUGAUGAAGCUGGGGAUAAAGAUGAUCACCAAAAAGAAAUUGAUCAAGAACUUCAUGAUCUGAUACUUAAACAUGUGAAAAUGAGCUGUGCUUUAAAUCCUAACCUUAUGUCUAAAUCAGCUAGAAGACUUGUAAGAGCUUUAAAAGGAAUUCAACUAGAGCAUGUUAAUAAAGAAUCUGAAUUUUUUAAAGAACUUCAUGCCUUGGAAAUUAAAUAUGAAAAAAUCUUUCAACCAUUAUACGAUAAACGUGCAGCUAUAAUUACUGGUGCAUACAAUCCUACAGAUGAAGAGUGUGAAUUCCAGUCAGAUUCUGAUAAAGAGUUAGAGAUGUCUAAUGAUUUAGAAAAAGUUAAAAUUGAAGGUGAGGACAAAGAAAAAGAAACAGAAACUGAAGUAAAAGGCCUUCCUGAAUUUUGGUUGACUGCUUUCAAAAAUGCUCCAUCUAUUCAAGAAAUGAUAGAGGAAUAUGAUGAACCCAUCCUUAAACACUUGAUCGAUGUCAAGGCUACCACAUUUGCCGAUCCUAUGAGUUUCACCUUGGAAUUUCAUUUUGAGCCAAACGAGUACUUCACAAAUUCUGUCUUAACUAAGGAAUAUGGAUUGAAAUGUGUUCCUGAUCCAGCAGAUGUAUUUUCAUUUGAAGGACCUGAAAUAGUCAAAGCUAAAGGUUGCACAAUUGACUGGAAGAAAGGUAAAAAUGUCACUGUUAAGACAAUAAAAAAGAAGCAAAAGCACAAGGCCAGAGGUGCUGUUAGAACUGUAACUAAAACCGUUCAGAAUGUGUCCUUUUUUAACUUCUUCAGUCCUCCUGCAGUUACUGAAAACAUUGAAGAAAUGGAUGAAGAAACUCAAAAUAUCCUUAAUAAUGAUUUUGAAGUAGGAAAUCUCCUUAAGGACAGAGUAAUACCUCAUGCAGUUUUAUUCUUCACUGGUGAAAACAUGGUAGAUGAUGAUUAUGAUGAGGAAGAAGAUGACGAAGAUGAAGACUAUGAUGAGGAUGAAGAUGAGGAAGAUGAAGAGGAUGAAGAAAAUGAUAAUCAGUGCCUGAAUCGAAAGAAAUCUAGAGGCCAGCAAAAUUCUCAGGGGCAGGCUCCUGUACCAUCUGAAUGUAAACAGCAGUAAAGAAUAUAAAAAUGUUUUUUCAUGCCAUAUAUAAUUACCCGUUCCAAAGCUAAGCUUAUAAGAGUUGCACUGUGUUAAUAAAGUUGGUUUUUUACAA